AAUUUUUUAUGUUUUGUAGUAAUUGUUUUUUAGUCAUAAAACAAUGGAUUUAGAUUUAAAUUUAUUUACCAAAUUAAAUGAUAGUAAUGUCAAUUCUGAUUAUGAUGAUGAUGACAACGGUGAUGAUGACAAUGGCGAUGAUGACAAUGGUGAUGAUGAUGACAAUGCAGACAAUGAUGACAAUGGUGAUGAUGAUGACAAUGGUGAUGAUGAUGACAAUGGUGAUGGUGAUGACAAUGCCAACAAUGAUGACAAUGGUGAUGAUGAUGACUACGGCAAUGAUAAUGGUGAAAAUUUAAACAAUAAUGUUGCAGAAAGUGAUAAAGAGAAUGUUUUAAAAAAAGAUUCCGCCGAGGAUAUAAAAAAGAAACCAAGAGCAAAAAAACAGAAAGUUAUAAUUAACAAGGAUAAAAAGAUAGGCCCUCAAAAGCAAAAGGAAGUUAUUCGAAACUUAUUAAAGCGUUCAAGGAUAUAUCAAAUUAGGAAAUUAACUCGUCGCAUUGAACGUUUGCGCUCAUUAAAAGGCACUGAACUACAGCUAGAAAAACACAAACGUAAAAUUGCAAACUAUUUAAAAGAAAUUGAAGCCAUGAAAAGCUUGAUUAUUGAGCAAAUGGCUGAAAAACUAGUUGACGUAUUUAAAGGUAUUUGUAAUGAUUUUUGUAAGGAUAUAUGGAUUGCUGCAUUAUCAAAAUCAGAAACAGAGAAAAAGUUGCAAGAUUUAGGUAGUAAUUUAAAGUCAGAUAGUAAAUUUAUUGAAAUAGCAUACUUAAAAAUAUUUACUUCUAAGGAUAUCAUCGAAAAAUUAAAGCUGAUAGAAAAUGGUCAAAAGUUACUGACUUACCUAAAUCUAAAGUGCUAAGUAAAACUGCUUUAAUGAAAAAGUUUAUCGCUAACGAUUCAAAAAAAUCUAGCAACAUUUCUAAUAAAGAUAUGCAAUGUAAUAAAGUUGAAAAAAAACUUGACGUCAAAAUGCACCAAGAUUCUUUUUUCCUUAACAGACCUACAACAUCGUUACAUGAUAUUGAUGAAGAAUUUAAUGUUGCACCAUCAGUUGUCUUUAAUAGUUUAGCUACUAAAGUUAAGCGAAAUCGGAUGGGUCAACGCACACGACAAAAGUUGUAUCAAGGAAAGUUGGGUGUAAAGGCCUAUAAUGAAAAAUCUGGCAUUAAUAACAAGAAAGAAAAGUUCGGUGUUAAAAGCUAUAAUAGGUUUAAAAAAGGAAAUGAUUUUAAGGAACCCAAAACAAAACAUAAAGAUUUCAAGCAAUCUAAACGUAAAAUAAAUGAUGAUAUUGAAAGUUUACAUCCAUCGUGGCAAGCAAAGAAGAAAAUGAAAUUAAACCCAGUGGCAUUUUCUGGUACUAGAAUAACGUUUUCUGAUUAAGUAGAUUUUUGACUAAAAUAUAAAAAUUGUUUUUUAAGAAGAGUUUUAUAAUUCGUUUU
Messenger RNA from Hydra vulgaris (swiftwater hydra), 1445 nucleotides. The record is from RefSeq and is a predicted model, not a curated record. NCBI's taxonomy places the organism in Eukaryota, Metazoa, Cnidaria, Hydrozoa, Anthoathecata, Hydridae.